Ciona intestinalis (vase tunicate) is the source of this 1361-nucleotide messenger RNA. Lineage: Eukaryota; Metazoa; Chordata; Ascidiacea; Phlebobranchia; Cionidae. The record is from RefSeq and is a predicted model, not a curated record.
AUGAAUGUAACUUAUUUUACCAUCGCAUGGCGGGGCAAGGUACUUCACUAGCACCCACGGAUGUUCUGUUUUAAAGGCAUUAAUCCUUGAGUUAAAAACAGACACGCUUCCCAUUGUGCGUUGUGCCAGGGCGCCGAUGAGUUAAGUAUAAAGGAAAAAAAACAGACCAGAUAUUUUAGAGUUGGGUUGCUGUUAAUUAUCGUUUAAUACAAAAAAGUAUGGCUACAACCCUGACGUGCGUUGAAAUACCAAAUGGAGGUUUUACCUUCGAUAACUGUACACGGAAUGCACAUUUAGAAAAGAAAGGUAUGGUUGCUCCCAAGACUCGUAAGACAGGGACAACUAUUGUGGGAAUGGUUUUCGAAGGAGGUGUAAUUCUUGGGGCUGAUACUCGUGCAACCGAAGAUACCAUUGUGGCUGAUAAAAAUUGCUCUAAAAUUCACUACAUUGCUCCCAACAUUUACUGUUGUGGAGCUGGCACUGCUGCAGAUACAGAGAUGACAACUCAAAUGAUCUCUUCAAACUUGCAGCUUCAUCGUUACAAUACUGGACGACCAACAAGGGUAGCAACUGCAAAUCGAAUGUUGAAGCAGUAUCUGUACCGAUAUCAAGGUCAUGUCAGUGCUGCUUUGGUGCUGGGAGGAGUAGAUUGUAAUGGAGCUCAUCUCUAUAGUAUUCACCCUCAUGGGUCCACUGAUAAGUUACCCUAUGUUACAAUGGGGUCUGGUUCUCUUGCUGCCAUGGCAACAUUUGAAAUGGGUUACAAACCAAACAUGAAACGACCUGAAGCAAUGAAGUUGGUUCGUGAUGCUGUGGCUGCUGGUAUCUUCAAUGAUCUUGGAUCUGGCUCUAAUGUUGAUCUGUGCAUUAUUGGAAACAACAUGAAGGUAGAAUAUCUUCGUCCAUUUGAUGUGGCCAAUGAGAAGGGAGUGAGACAAGGCAAUUAUAAAUAUAAACCUGGUACAACAGAAGUUUUAUCUAAGGUGGUGAAACCGAUAAAGUUCGAUAUUGUGUCAGAGACCGUUCAAGAAGCUAUGGACACAUCUUAAGUAAAUGAAAUAGACUGGAAAAAAGUUCAACUUGUAGUUUCAAUGUAAAACACACGUAGGAAAACAAUAACACUAUUGGUUGUCAUGCUGGACUCUAUUUGUUCCAUUGCCGUGUUUAGCUUUCGUAUAAUAUAUUUGUUAUCCAGUUUUGGUUUAUGUUUAACUUCAUAAUUUAAAUAGUAGUUUUUAACAUAAGCAACAAUUUCAUAACCAGUGAUACCUAUUGCUUUGUAGAUUUUCAUGGUUUAAAUGUAUGUGAAUUUGGAAAUUAUUCAUUUAUUGUACAACCUUUGACAUUACAUGUGUUGCAGA